AUGCCAACAUCACAGGCCAUGGAUACACCGCACCAGGAGAUCGAAUCGGCCGCAUUUCAUCUCAUCAAUCAGGGCCAGAUUCUUCAGCCCGAAAAAGAGGGGGAUCUACCCAUGCUUCGGGUCAGCAACCCUUACAAAGCGGACGCCGACCACGCGGGCGCCCAGAACGUCGUUCUCGCUGUGGGUCAUGUGGUAACGACGCGGGUCCUACGCAUCACCAGCAAACAAGCCUACGUGGAAAUCCUUGCUCUGGGCAGUGUCGUUCUCCGACAGACCUGUCAGGGCAUCAUCAAGAAAGAAGAUGUGUCGGAUCACGACAUCGAUCGCAUCGAGAUUCCUCGUUGCUUCCGACCUGGAGACAUUGUGAGGGCGCGUGUGGUGUCGCUUGGCGAUAGUCGGCAAUACUACUUAAAGACGGCCGAGAGUGAGCUCGGAGUGGUGUAUGCCAGAAGUCAGACGCAGCUGGAGGAGGGCGGGGCGGAGGGAGGGGGGAGAGUGAUGGUGCCUGUGUCGUGGGAAGCCAUGAUGGACCCCUUGACUAAAGCAACAGAACCACGGAAGGUCGCCAAGCCUUCAGCAAAGACAGACUAG
Molecule: messenger RNA, 591 nt
Organism: Nannochloropsis gaditana CCMP526
Gene: CSL4
Product: exosome complex component CSL4
Exons: 3
Coding region: 1-591 (196 amino acids)
Biological process (GO): RNA processing
Cellular component (GO): nuclear exosome (RNase complex); cytoplasm
Molecular function (GO): RNA binding
Source: RefSeq, a predicted model, not a curated record